Molecule: messenger RNA, 2993 nt
Organism: Suncus etruscus (white-toothed pygmy shrew)
Lineage: Eukaryota; Metazoa; Chordata; Mammalia; Eulipotyphla; Soricidae
Gene: UBASH3B
Product: ubiquitin associated and SH3 domain containing B
Exons: 14
Coding region: 1-1815 (604 amino acids)
Biological process (GO): regulation of osteoclast differentiation; negative regulation of bone resorption; platelet aggregation
Cellular component (GO): cytoplasm
Molecular function (GO): protein tyrosine phosphatase activity; protein binding
Source: RefSeq, a predicted model, not a curated record
AUGGGCUCUCCCCGGGCCCGAGCACAAAAAGCCCUGGCAUCCACGGGAGGAAGGAGCGUUCAGGCGGCAUGUGACUGGCUCUUCUCUCACGUGGGUGACCCCUUCCUGGAUGACCCCCUACCCCGCGAGUAUGUGCUCUACCUCCGCCCCAAUGGCCCAUUGGGGCAGAAGCUGUCGGACUUCUGGCAGCAGUCGAAGCAACUAUGUGGGAAGAACAAGGCACACAACAUCUUCCCUCAUAUCACCCUCUGCCAGUUCUUCAUGUGUGAGGACAGCAAGGUGGAUGCUCUGGGAGAGGCCCUGCAGGCCACAGUCAGCCGCUGGAAGUGCAAAUUCUCAGCGCCUCUGCCUCUGGAGCUCUACACCUCUUCCAACUUCAUCGGCCUCUUCGUGAAGGAGGACAGCGCCGACAUCCUCAAGAAGUUCGCUGCUGACUUCGCUGCAGAGGCUGCGUCCAAGACCGAAGUCCACGUGGAACCUCAUAAGAAGCAACUGCAUGUGACUCUGGCUUAUCACUUUCAAGCCAGCCACCUCCCCACCCUGGAGAAAUUAGCCCAGAGCAUCGAUGUCAAGCUAGGCUGUGACUGGGCCGCCACCAUCUUCUCACGGGAUAUCCGCUUUGCGAAUCAUGAGACGUUACAGGUAAUCUACCCCUACACCCCGCAGAAUGAUGACGAGCUGGAACUGGUCCCCGGGGACUUCAUCUUCAUGUCUCCCAUGGAGCAGACCAGCACCAGCGAGGGCUGGGUCUACGGCACGUCUCUGGCCACCGGCUGCUCGGGCCUCCUGCCCGAGAAUUACAUCAGCAAGGCGGACGAGUGCAGUACCUGGAUAUUUCAUGGCUCCUAUUCCAUCCUGAGCACGUCAACUUCCGGGGCAUUCUCCUUCACUGACGGGGCCUUGGAGAGGCGGCAGUAUGAGGAUCAGGGCCUGGGGUCAGACUCCAGCCCCCUGACUCUCGUCUGCCAUCCCACACAGCCCCUGAGGGUCAGCAGCCAGGCAGGCCCCCAGAAGCGAUGCCUGUUUGUGUGCCGGCAUGGGGAGAGGAUGGACGUCGUAUUCGGGAAGUACUGGCUGUCCCAGUGCUUUGAUUCCAAAGGCCGCUACAUCCGCACCAACCUGAACAUGCCCCCCAGCUUACCUCAGCGGAGCGGCGGCUUCCGGGAUUAUGAAAAGGACGCGCCCAUCACUGUGUUCGGAUGCAUGCAGGCUCGACUCGUGGGUGAAGCCUUGCUAGAGAGCAACACGGUUAUCGACCAUGUGUACUGCUCCCCAUCCCUGCGCUGCGUGCAGACGGCCAACAACAUCCUGAAAGGUCUACAACAAGAAAAUCACUUGAAGAUCAGAGUAGAGCCUGGCUUGUUUGAGUGGACAAAAUGGGUUGCGGGAAACACGUUACCUGCAUGGAUUCCCCCAUCCGAGUUAGCAGCCGCCAACCUGAGUGUGGACACAACCUACAGACCUCACAUCCCAGUCAGCAAGUUAAUAGUUUCAGAACCUUAUGACACAUACAUCAAUAGAAGUUUUCAAGUAACAAAGGAAAUAAUAAGUGAAUGUAAGAGUAAAGGAAACAACAUCCUGAUCGUGGCCCACGCCUCUUCUCUGGAAGCCUGUACCUGUCAGCUCCAGGGCCUGUCACCUCAGAACUCCAAGGACUUUGUACAAAUGGUCCGAAAGAUCCCCUACCUGGGAUUUUGCUCCUGUGAAGAACUGGGGGAAACUGGACUGUGGCAGCUAACAGACCCCCCCAUCCUUCCUCUCACCCACGGACCAACUGGAGGAUUCAACUGGAGAGAAACACUGCUACAGGAGUAGCCUGCACGGGAGGAGUGUCUCUGCGUGUUUGGUAACAGUGGGGAAUUGGCACCACUUGCUAAGCAGACAGCCAGGAAUCAUCUAGCAUUUUCCUACCUGGCUCACCAGUGCUCGUGAGGCGCCUACAUAAAGCAGAGAAGACUCGGUGCCAGCUAAGAUUCCUUCUCUCUGAGCUCUUGCCUGGCCAACGAGGCAUGGCAGAUCCUGCUUCCUCAUUGGGCAGGCAAGGAGGUGCCAUUUGCCUUCUGUCCUGGGUAACCUGGCCAAGAAGCCUGCGUCUGCCAAAGGGAACUAGAGAAGAAUAUGGAGUUGGGCUAGAAUCCAGCCCCAGUGGCAGUGAAUAGCCAGCUCCUUGGUAGAAAUUGCUUUUGUUUGUUUGUUUGUUUGUUUGUUUCUAAUGCCACUUUCCAAUUAGGCAAACAGAAGCUGAGGGUUCUAAGAAGUGGGUCCCUGAAGAGAACAGAUCUGAGGUUACACCUGACAUUCUACCCUCUCUACCACCCUGCACCCUAUGGCUGUUGGCUUCCCAAAACCUUCUUCCCUGGGACCAACCACGUUUUCUUUACCCAGGCUCCGGCUUUUGGCUACAGCCCUCCUGCCUCCCAGCCCUAGCUUUUAUCUGUGAAAUGGGGAGACAGAACCCUUUUUGCUCUCCAAAGCACUUUUAGAUACUCAGGAGGAAGAGAAACAUGAAAGAUUCAAUUCCAGGAGCCAAGAACUUGUAAAACACCAAGAGAGACUCACUUGGAAAUUGCCUGAUUUGUUGGUCCUUGCCUCUCGGAGUUUAGACAGUUCUUGUUUGUGGAGAUGGAUAUUGGUCAGGAGCAUGUGCUUCCGAUGUGAUCCAAGUCAGCAAGAAGCUCAUUCUUGUGCAAUAGGGGUCAUCUUCCCCAACUAUAUAUACCAAGGGCCAUCAGACUUGGCAAGGAACAUCAACCAUGGAGAACCUUCCCGGUCACACCAGGGAACACCAGAGAUGGCGUUGACGUCAGAGAACUGAUUUCAGGGAUGACCCAUCACAACUGCACAGCUUUCAUUUCUAUCAGUUUGCUUUUCUAUACUAAUUUAAAUGAGGAAAAAUGGAGAGUACCACCCACCUGGGGUUUCUCCUCAUGCCUGCUUCCUGGAGUUAGAGGGAGUCUAUUUAAAAGAACCAAUAAAUGACAAUCAAACAGCAA